Messenger RNA from Hylaeus volcanicus, 5154 nucleotides. It is a transcript of the gene Galphaq, whose product is annotated as guanine nucleotide-binding protein G(q) subunit alpha. Lineage: Eukaryota; Metazoa; Arthropoda; Insecta; Hymenoptera; Colletidae. Gene Ontology annotation, cellular component: heterotrimeric G-protein complex. The coding region runs from base 1676 to 2866 and encodes 396 amino acids. Gene Ontology annotation, biological process: phospholipase C-activating dopamine receptor signaling pathway; adenylate cyclase-modulating G protein-coupled receptor signaling pathway. The record is from RefSeq and is a predicted model, not a curated record. The transcript is spliced from 9 exons. Gene Ontology annotation, molecular function: G protein-coupled receptor binding; G-protein beta/gamma-subunit complex binding; GTPase activity.
AUCCGUGGAGCAACAGCGGUGGCAGCCAUGUCGCUACGAGCUGUCAGAAUCGGUCGGUUGUACAGAGAGACGAGAGUAUAUAACCUAUAUCCGAAACGCCGCGGCGCUGUUACGUUCUCCGUGCCUCCUCCCCGGCGGGUGGCGGCCGCACCUCCUCCUUCUCGCCGAUUUUAAUCUCGUUAGCGGACACGUGCGCGCCCCCGCGCCUACAGACCGCUAUACGACGACGUACCGUGUCGGGGCUUCGCCAAUCUGGUUUGGUCUAACAGGAUUCUCGAGCGACCGAGGGUUGAUAAAAGGCUGCGUACUGAGCGGGCGCGGCGCGAAUCGCAGGAGGAGUUGCUCCGUUCGAGGUGGUGUGAGCGCUCCGUGCAACCAGCGGCAAUAACAGCAGACGACCUCGUAUCAUCGUCUUCUAUUCUGUCGCCCCCGGUUCGUUGUUUCCGUCUACGUUCUCCUUGUAAUCUUGUCCUGUCGUUUGGCAUACGUCGCUGUCGCGAAUAGAGGUUGCGUGUGUGCGCACACGGUGCAUAUUCAGUGUGAAUCUAUCUCGUCGCGUGUGCGAUAUAGAAAGAGUACGCUAGAGAUAGAAAGAGAGAGGGAGAGAGAGAGAGCGAGAGUGAGUGAAUCGAAGAAAAAAGGAGAGAGACAGGGAACGAGAAAGAAACAGAGAGGGGGUGAGAGAGAGAGAAAGAUAGGGCGAACGCGAGAGAAGGAAAGAGAUAGAGCGCCGGUGGGUUACCACACCCAACCGCGCCGGGAACCGAGUGAACGAGCCGUACGAGAGAGCUGUCUCGCGAGUAGUACGCGGGUACAGCGAGGGACCUAGGGACCGACGAUCGAGAUUCGACAAAGUAGAGUCGGGACUCUUUAGAUCUCGAUCCAACGGACCUCGCUCUCGCGAAAUUUGUCUACUCGCCGAAAUCGUGGGUCGCGAGUAAAGGCUAAACGCUUAACGUGUGUGCGCGCGUGUCUCCUCUCCGCGAGUGCGUUUCACGUUUCCGUUGCGAAAACGUGCGUGGCUGGGUAUACAUACGUCGGGAAAGUUAUAGAAGAAAGAUAAGGAUAAGGUAAUAGAGGAAAGUAACGGAAAAGCUAAAUAAGAGGCGAGAACGAGAGGGCAGAGACAAGCUGCCGGCCGAGAUUCGUGCGUGUGCGUACAUGUGUUGAUGUGUCGCUGGCGUCGUCGAGCCCUGCCAAGAGUGCUCCGUCGCCGCGUGUGUCGACUAAGUUGAGAAUACGAGGAUCCGUCGAGUCCACGUUUACGUCUAACGUCGUCAUUCUCGUACACGUCGCCGUGGACAAGUGGUUUGUGAAGCGUGCUAGUGGCGGUUAGUGUUGGUGCGGACGAUCGGAAAUUUCGUCGGUUUCGCCAGGACGAGAGGAAAGAAAGACGAGAAAGAAACCACGAGGACAGCGACGAGAGAUCGUCGCUUGCUCGCGGUGGCUCGAUAAUAUCGGCCCGACGACGAUACUGUGCCCCGUCGAGCCCGCUGCUGUCCACAACAAACCUCGUCGCUCGGCAAUCCCUCGCUACCACCGCAAAUCGCUUCUUCCCUCUCUCCCUUCCUCCCUCCUCCCUCUCCCUCCUCCUUUUCCUUUUCCUCCUCCUCUUCCUUCUCAUUUUUCUCCUCUCUUCCUCCUCUAUCCGUCGAGGAUCCUGCCGUCCUGAGCCAUGGCGUGCUGCCUGUCGGAAGAGGCGAAGGAGCAGAAACGUAUCAAUCAGGAGAUUGAGCGGCAACUACGAAAGGACAAGCGUGAUGCCAGGCGGGAACUUAAGCUGCUUCUUUUGGGUACUGGUGAAUCCGGCAAAUCCACCUUUAUCAAACAGAUGAGAAUUAUCCACGGAUCCGGCUACUCCGACGAUGACAAGAGGGGGUUCAUUAAACUCGUGUACCAAAACAUUUUCAUGGCUAUGCAGUCCAUGAUUCGAGCGAUGGACCUUCUCAAGAUCGAGUACGGCGACUCGUCGAGUGUGGAAAAAGCAGAGCUCGUACGUGUCGUGGAUUUCGAAACGGUUACAACGUUUGAAAGUCCAUAUGUAGAGGCAAUCAAGGAUUUAUGGGCAGAUGCUGGCAUCCAGGAGUGUUACGAUCGCAGGCGAGAAUAUCAACUCACAGACUCCGCUAAAUAUUACCUAAUGGAGAUAGAUCGAGUCGCGGCACCAAACUACCUCCCCACAGAACAGGACAUUCUUCGUGUGAGAGUGCCCACUACUGGUAUAAUUGAAUAUCCUUUUGACUUGGAAGAGAUUCGAUUUAGUUAUCUUAGUGACCUAGAACGUAUCGAAAAGCCCGACUUCCUUCCUACUGAACAAGACAUUCUUCGGGCUCGAGCUCCUACGACUGGCAUUAUAGAAUAUCCGUUUGAUCUGGACUCCAUCAUAUUUAGGAUGGUAGAUGUUGGUGGACAGAGAUCGGAAAGAAGAAAGUGGAUUCAUUGUUUCGAGAAUGUCACAUCAAUUAUCUUUCUAGUAGCUUUAAGUGAAUAUGAUCAAAUCUUGUUUGAGUCGGAAAAUGAGAAUCGAAUGGAAGAAAGUAAGGCAUUGUUCAAAACAAUUAUUACAUAUCCUUGGUUUCAACACUCCUCCGUUAUUCUGUUCCUAAACAAAAAAGAUCUACUCGAAGAGAAGAUUAUGUAUUCUCAUCUUGUUGACUAUUUUCCUGAAUACGACGGGCAACCCAGAGAUGCCAUGGCUGCUAGAGAAUUCAUUUUAAGGAUGUUUGUCGAUUUGAAUCCAGAUACGGAGAAGAUAAUUUAUUCACACUUUACGUGUGCCACAGAUACAGAAAACAUCAGAUUUGUAUUUGCAGCGGUGAAGGAUACCAUUCUACAAUCUAACUUAAAAGAAUACAAUCUGGUUUAGAUGGCAAUACGUAAAACUCAGAAUGGACUCAAGAAUUUUUCUUAUAGCCUGACCAAGGUGUCAGUGUGAACUCUGUUUAGCUACAAAUGGGAAGAAUAAGAGAAAGGCAGAAAAAUAAACAAUAACUUGUGGUGCCAUCAGCAUACCGUCGCUGCUCCAUUACAAGUGUACCAACUAUCGAUUAGUAAAAUUUAUGGCAGAGGUAACAGCGAUGAGAGAACAUGGACCUAAAUCAGAGCGUUAUACGUUCUUUCCUAACCUUUUCACUGUCAAUACCAACAAAUUGAUUUAGUUUCAUACUCUAUUUGUUGAAUUUGUUACCUUUUUAUAGAUUAGUUUAGUCAAUCAUGCCUGGCUGACUGCGUAAUCAUCUGAUUUUUAUAUAACAAUACCACAAGCAACACGUAAAUAAACGUAUAAGAUAGAGUGCAGCCAUGCCAUACAAUGUCUGUCCAAGUGUAUAUCUCAAAUCGAGAGAUCUCAGCAAGAAACCGAAGCGAAGAAGGACAAAUGCUUUUCAAUCACAAGUAGUCGGUGACACAAGUGAGAGCAAUUCUAGUGCCAUUUACUAGUGUGGUGUUUUUAUUCCAGUCCCUUCUUAGAUGCAAAAGCCAAAGUGUUUUUUUUAUCUGUGCCAGAAGCGAGUAAAAGUUUUUUCUGCAUGUGACUCAAAUUCAUAAUUCAUCAUAUAAAUAUUGUUAUAUAUAAUAUAUGAAAUAAAACAUAGGUUAGCAUCAAAGAGAGCAAGAUAAAACCAGCAAGAAGGAAAUUUUACCCCUCUUCAAUAUUAAGAAAUUAUUAGAAAACGACAUCUGUUCGAUGUGACUUUAGGUAAUUAGGAGGUGAGAGGUUUCCAAAUUACUCUGAAAUCUCUCUCCUCCAUAGGCUGUGUACAGAAUGUGAGGGCUGCGAUCUCAUGCCAUACAACUAUAAUCUUACGAUUUAUAAGUGACAUAAGAAUCUUAAUCAUAACGAUGGCUUUCCUUUCAUCCAGCCCUCGCUUGUUGGCACAGCAUUGCGUAGCAAGGGACAUUGUUCGAGAACGCAUGCCCCUAGCACGCAUUGUAUCCACAUUACAGUGUAUGUAUGUAUGACCUGCUCACUGCCUGCGCUCGCUCAUGGUAGCUAGCGCGCUGCCCAUUGCUCGUAUUCUCUAAUGGAUCGACUAACUACUGUUUCUGCCACCUUUCGGCUGUUCUAUCGUAGGAACAUUUGUACGAAGGUGAUGGAAACUGCUUUAUGUGUACCUAGAGAGUACUUGCACGAUAAACUUCACGGUGAUGAUCAGAUUGGUAAAGCAGAGUGUGACAUUUUGACGUGUUUGAGUCCAAAUGUCUAACUCUGACAGUGCUAACACUGCACACACACUGGGCAGCAUAUGUCAUACCUACUUUGGUUGAAACACUGGGUUUAUAUGAAAGAAAAAAAUAUAUAUAAAUACAUUGGAUAAAAUAUAAUAUUAAGAGAUAAUAACAAAUAAUAUUGAAUAAUAAUAAUAAUAAUAAUAUUAAUAAUAGUAAUAAUAAUAAUAUUAAUAAUAAUAAUAAUAAUAAUAAUAAUAAUAAUAAUACUGCUUGGUUUUCAGUGAGAGUGUGUGAUUAAAAUGAACGGAUGGUAGCGCGGGAGGAGAAAUAAAUGUGUAUUUCAAGUGCAAAACGAUGCUAACGUGAAAAAAUGAUCGUGCGGGUGAGAGGGAGAGAAAGAGGGUGAGAGAGAGAGGGUGGGAGUGAAAACGAACUUAGAGAGAAUGAACUUAAUAUGGAGUAUGCGUGAAACAUUUUAAUAAAAGAUAAAAAAUCGGUUGAGUCAAACAGGCGUUCUAUUGCCUGAUUUGAGAAUGAACGAGUGAUGUGCAAAUUUGUGGCUAUAGUUCAUUUGUAAAUCAUUUUUUGUCAAAAGUAUACAUUUUUCUGAAAGCAUAAUAUGUUGGGUAUUCUUUCUGUGUGUAUAAAAUGUAAACACCUACCAAGCCCAAAAUGAAAUCAAUGUUUCUAACUUAUUUAUAAUAAAUAAUAUACAUUAAUGAUAAAAAUAAACGCAGUUUGUGACAGUAGUAUUGACGCAUGGUACAACAUUCACCUUGUAUACAUAUUUACCUCAGAACAUGAUAAUCCUUGUAUACAGCAAUAAUCCUUAAUCCUAUUUAUAUGAUUUGGAAAAAAAAUGCACGAUUAAUUUUAUUUUGUAAAAGGAAUUACGUGAAAGUAAUUUAUCUUAGUUUUUAUUUUGUUUUCAUUAUGUAAAAAUUGUUAUAUUUUAUGGGAGAAAUAUAUUUUCAUUUGAUGGUA